This is a messenger RNA of Panonychus citri (citrus red mite), 1766 nucleotides long. Its product is annotated as glutamate-gated chloride channel-like. Gene Ontology annotation, biological process: regulation of membrane potential; signal transduction; chloride transmembrane transport. Gene Ontology annotation, molecular function: extracellular ligand-gated monoatomic ion channel activity; transmembrane signaling receptor activity; chloride channel activity. Gene Ontology annotation, cellular component: neuron projection; synapse; membrane. The transcript has 5 exons. Bases 129 to 1529 code for a protein of 466 amino acids. Lineage: Eukaryota; Metazoa; Arthropoda; Arachnida; Trombidiformes; Tetranychidae. The record is from RefSeq and is a predicted model, not a curated record.
CAUUACACUUGUGAGCAUUCGGAUUGCACAUGAGAAAUAGUAACAAAUAAGUCGACGAAAAGUUAUGAAACUACUUCAAGAUUUUUCGUUAGUAUUAAACUUUUAAAUGUUCAAAUUUUGCUCAUUCGAUGAUCCAAAUUGUUGCUGCUUCUAAAUGUUUCGAAAUGUUGAUCAAGACACUUAUGACUUUUGCUAUUUUUUUCAACGAUUUUUAUUGCAUUGGAGCUAAUAGAGUGUCAAUUGGUCGAGGGCUAAACGAUGAAAUCAACAACAACCCCAAAAGUCAUUCAAACUUAAGGACCAAGGAGAAGAAAAUUCUAGAUGAGAUUAUCGGUGAUGGUCGAUAUGAUAAUCGGAUUAGGCCAAGUGGAUUUAAUUAUUCAGUUGAUGGUUCCGAUGAUGGAAAUGAUGGACCUUGUUUUGUUGUGGUCAACAUAUUUUUAAGAAGUAUAAGUAAAAUUAGUGAUCUCGAUAUGGAAUACUCAGUCCAGAUAACUUUUCGUGAGGAAUGGCGAGAUGAAAGGUUACAAUAUAAUGACAAUAAUGAGCAGAUAAAAUUUCUAACACUAACUGACCCAAAUAGAAUAUGGAAGCCAGAUUUAUUCUUUUCCAAUGAGAAAGAGGGUCAUUUCCAUACAAUCAUAAUGCCCAAUGUCCUUCUAAGAAUUUAUCCUGAUGGUUCAGUUCUCUAUUCAAUCAGAAUAUCACUUUUACUCGCCUGCCCCAUGGAUCUUAAAUACUAUCCACUUGAUGAGCAGGAAUGUUACAUGAGAAUGGCAAGUUAUGGUUAUACAACUGAUGACCUUGUAUUUCGUUGGAAAGAUGGUGACCCUGUACAGAUAACAUCAAAUCUUCAUCUUCCUCGAUUUGCCCUACAGAAAGUAAAGACUGCCUAUUGUACCAGUCGGACCAACACGGGCGAAUACAGUUGCCUGAAAGUUUUCCUUGAUUUUAAGCGGGAAUUCAGUUACUAUUUAAUUCAAAUUUAUAUGCCCUGUUGUAUGUUAGUAAUUGUCUCUUGGGUAUCAUUCUGGUUGGAUCCAAAUGCUAUACCUGCCAGAGUCUCUCUUGGUGUAACAACUUUGCUCACAAUGGCAACCCAAAUAUCGGGUAUUAACGCUUCCCUACCACCGGUUAGUUAUAUUAAAGCGAUUGAUGUUUGGACCGGUGUUUGUUUAGCAUUUGUUUUCGGUGCUCUACUUGAAUUUGCUUUGGUAAAUUAUGCUUCUCGAAGUGAUGCCCAUCGAGCAGCACGUGAAUUCAACGGUAUGAGAUACCAAAGGCGAUGGGAUAAAGAUGGUAACGUUAUUUCAGAUGAAACUUCUUAUGCAUUGAGGCCACUGGUUAUCAAAGGAAACGAAUACUCAAAUAAAAAUAUAUUUUCCCGUUGGUGGUCAAAAUUUCCCACUCGAUCAAAACGUAUUGACGUUGUAUCAAGAAUAUUUUUCCCGUUAAUGUUUUGUCUCUUCAAUGUUGUCUAUUGGGUGACUUACCUGUUUCGCCAUAAAAAGGAUAAAAGUGUAUCUUGAUUUUUCAUUUAAUCAUAUUCUCAUUCACUUAUUAUACAUGUAUUAUUAAUAAUAAUCUCAAUAAUCAAUCAAUAAUAAACCUUCAGUGACAAUCUAACCAUGGAUAAGUUAAGUUUGUACAUAUAAUCAUAAAUCAAAUGUAAAUGAUAAAAAUGUUAAUCAAAUUAUGUGUACAAAUCAAUGAAUGAAAAAGUCAAAAGAGAAGCAAUUAUCUAAUUGCUCAUUUAUUAAUAAAAA